CAGCGCCCGGGGGCGGCGGCGGCAUCACCAUGGGCCGGCCGGGCAGGGUGCUGCGGCUGCUGGCGCUGCUGGAGCUGCCCUGCUGCCUGCUGGAGCUGCUGCUCGGGGAGGCGGCCCGCGGGCAGGAGAUGUACGCGCCCCACUCCAUCCGCCUGGAGGGGGACAUCACCCUGGGCGGCCUCUUCCCCGUGCACGCCAAGGGCCCCGGCCCCCCGAGCUCCCCCUGCGGGGACAUCAAGAAGGAGAACGGCAUCCACAGGCUGGAGGCGAUGCUCUACGCCCUGGACCAGAUCAACAGCGACCCGGACCUGCUGCCCAACGUCACGCUGGGCGCCCGCAUCCUGGACACCUGCUCCCGGGACACCUACGCGCUGGAGCAGUCCCUCACCUUCGUGCAGGCGCUCAUCCAGAAGGACACCUCCGACGUGAGGUGCACCAACGGCGAGCCGCCCGUCUUCGUCAAGCCGGAGAAAGUAGUUGGAGUGAUCGGGGCGUCGGGAAGUUCCGUGUCCAUUAUGGUGGCCAACAUCCUCCGGCUGUUCCAGAUCCCACAAAUCAGUUAUGCCUCAACUGCCCCCGAGUUGAGCGAUGACAGGCGCUAUGAUUUCUUCUCACGGGUGGUUCCUCCAGAUUCCUUCCAAGCACAAGCAAUGGUGGACAUUGUGAAAGCUUUGGGAUGGAAUUAUGUGUCCACUGUGGCAUCUGAAGGGAAUUAUGGAGAAAAAGGAGUGGAGUCCUUCAUGCAAAUUUCCAGAGAGGCAGGUGGGCUCUGCAUCGCCCAGUCCCUGAAGAUCCCCCAGGAGCGCAAGGACAAGAGCAUCGACUUCGACCGCAUCAUCCGGCAGCUGCUGGAGACGCCCAACGCCAGGGCCAUCGUCAUCUUCGCCCACGACGAGGACAUCAGGCAGAUCCUGGCAGCAGCCAAGAGGGCAGACCAGGUGGGCCAUUUCCUGUGGGUGGGCUCCGACACCUGGGGCUCCAAGGUGAGCCCGCUGCUGCAGCAGGAGGACGUGGCCGAGGGAGCCAUCACCAUCCUGCCCAAGAGAGCCACCAUCGAGGGCUUUGACACCUACUUCACCUCUCGCACCCUGGAGAACAACAGGAGGAACGUGUGGUUUGCAGAGUACUGGGAGGAGAACUUCAACUGCAAGCUGACCAUCACUGGCUCCAAGAAGGAGGAUUCGGACAGGAAAUGCACAGGGCAGGAGCGCAUCGGGAAGGACUCGCACUACGAGCAGGAGGGGAAGGUGCAGUUCGUGAUCGAUGCCGUGUACGCCAUGGCCCACGCCCUGCACCACAUGAACCGCGACCUGUGCGCCGACAGCGCCGGGCUGUGCCCCGAGAUGGAGCACGCCGGGGGCAAGCGGCUGCUCAAGUACAUCCGCAGCGUCAACUUCAACGGCAGUGCUGGCACUCCAGUGAUGUUCAACAAGAACGGGGAUGCCCCGGGGCGCUACGACAUCUUCCAGUUCCACAGCAGCAACACCAGCACGCCUGGCUACCGCCUGGUGGGGCAGUGGACAGACGACCUGCAGCUCAACAUCGAGGAGAUGCAGUGGGGCGGGGGCGUGCGUGCCGUGCCCUCCUCGGUGUGCAGCCAGCCGUGCCGGCCGGGCGAGAGGAAGAAGAUGGUGAAGGGCAUGCCGUGCUGCUGGCACUGCGAGCUGUGUGACGGGUACCAGUACCAGGCCGACGAGGUCACCUGCCUGCUCUGCUCCUACAACGAGCGGCCCAACGAGAACCGCACCGGCUGCCGCUCCAUCCCCAUCAUCAAGCUGGAGUGGCACUCGCCCUGGGCCGUCAUCCCCGUCUUCCUGGCCAUGCUGGGCAUCGUGGCCACCAUCUUCGUGGUGGCCACCUUCAUCCGCUACAACGACACGCCGAUCGUGCGCGCCUCGGGCCGCGAGCUCAGCUACGUGCUGCUGACGGGCAUCUUCCUGUGCUACAUCAUCACCUUCCUGAUGAUCGCCAAGCCCGACGUGGCCGUCUGCUCCUUCCGCAGGAUCUUCCUGGGGCUGGGCAUGUGCAUCAGCUACGCGGCGCUGCUCACCAAGACCAACCGCAUCUACCGCAUCUUCGAGCAGGGCAAGAAGUCGGUGACGGCGCCGCGGCUGAUCAGCCCCACCUCGCAGCUGGCCAUCGCCUCCAGCCUCAUCUCCGUCCAGCUCCUGGGCGUCUUCAUCUGGUUCGCGGUGGACCCGCCCAACAUCAUCGUGGAUUACGAUGAGCAGAAAACUAUGAACCCCGAGCAGGCGCGAGGAGUGCUCAAGUGUGACAUUACGGAUCUACAAAUCAUUUGUUCCUUGGGCUAUAGCAUUCUGCUCAUGGUGACGUGCACUGUGUAUGCCAUCAAGACUCGGGGUGUCCCGGAGAAUUUUAACGAAGCCAAACCCAUUGGAUUCACUAUGUACACUACCUGUAUAGUAUGGCUUGCCUUCAUUCCAAUAUUUUUUGGCACUGCCCAGUCAGCAGAAAAGCUCUACAUCCAAACCACCACGCUCACCAUCUCCAUGAACCUGAGCGCGUCGGUGGCGCUGGGGAUGCUCUACAUGCCCAAGGUUUACAUCAUCAUCUUCCACCCCGAGCUGAACGUGCAGAAGCGCAAGCGCAGCUUCAAGGCGGUGGUGACGGCGGCCACCAUGUCCUCGCGCCUGUCGCACAAGCCCAGCGACCGCCCCAACGGCGAGGCCAAGACGGAGCUCUGCGAGAACGUGGACCCCAACAACUCCCUACCACCAGUAAGAAAGAGUGUUCAAAAGUCUGUUACUUGGUACACUCUCCCACCUACUGUAUAGCUUUUGCCUGCUUUCCAAAAAGUCCACAGCACUCACACAGCAGCAGUAGGAAUGGAGUUGGAAUUAGCAGGUUUUCUGUACCGCUGGCUCCAAUUAAGGAAUAUGAGUUGGGUUUGUUUCUUCCCUGCCAUAAUCUCAUAAACAUUUGGAAACACAUUUCCUAAGCUCCUGAGCACCUUUGCAGCUCCACGUGACCUGGUGCAGGCCCUGCUGCAAAAAAGAAGUACGUGAGCUACAACAACCUGGUGAUCUAGGCCAGCUGCCAUGGGGCACGGGCCACCAGCCCACCCGGCUGGCUGAGCUCCCCACACGGGCUCCAGGGAACCGGGCACGGGGGAGGCGAGAGGAGCCCGGCUCCAGGCCGCUCCCGGCAUCUCCUCCAUCCUGCCGGCUCUGCACGGCGCUGGCCUGGGCUCCGGGCUCAGGGCUGCCGUGGCCUUGGGACACCGUGGCCUUGGGGCCUCUCCAGCCUUGGGACCGCUGUGGCCUUGGGGCUGCCAUGGC
Molecule: messenger RNA, 3299 nt
Organism: Melozone crissalis (California towhee)
Lineage: Eukaryota; Metazoa; Chordata; Aves; Passeriformes; Passerellidae
Gene: GRM7
Product: glutamate metabotropic receptor 7
Exons: 12
Coding region: 30-2795 (921 amino acids)
Biological process (GO): regulation of synaptic transmission, glutamatergic; G protein-coupled glutamate receptor signaling pathway
Cellular component (GO): membrane
Molecular function (GO): group III metabotropic glutamate receptor activity
Source: RefSeq, a predicted model, not a curated record